Molecule: messenger RNA, 1341 nt
Organism: Plasmodium vinckei vinckei
Lineage: Eukaryota; Apicomplexa; Aconoidasida; Haemosporida; Plasmodiidae
Product: centrosomal protein CEP120, putative
Exons: 1
Coding region: 1-1341 (446 amino acids)
Molecular function (GO): metal ion binding
Source: RefSeq, a predicted model, not a curated record
AUGGGAUCCGAAGAGGGAAGUGUAGUAAAUACAGCUGACCAGGCAGAAGUAAAUUCAGCAAAUGGAAAAGGUAGCGAAUUUGAUGAAGUAGGAGACAUAACUAUGAGUGAUGGACAUCAUUUACAAAAUGAAAAUCAACAGGAAUCUAAAGAUUUUAAAAAAAUAUGUGAAUUAAAAGAGCUAUCUCAAUUAGGAGACAAUAAGAAAAAAGUUAUAAAACAUUUUAAUGAUUUAUAUUGUACAAAAGGUGAUAAUAUAACAAGUUCAUUAAUAGAAAUAUUUUCAAUAGAUAUUAAUUCCGAUACUAUUUUAUAUAUUUUACAAAAGUAUUUACAUAUGCAUGGAUUAUGUAUACCAUGUUAUAAAUUUACAAAUAAUGUUUAUUGUGAGUAUGAUAUAAAAUGUAGGUGGUGUCACCAUAAUUCUCACCUUAAUAAAAAAUCAGGUUUAUAUCCAAAUAAAAUGUUACAUGCAAAAAAUAAAUGUAAUGUAUGCACACAUUUUAUUAAAGGUAGAUUAUGUUUAUCAAAAAAUGAAUGUAGGUUCUGUCAUUCUUUUGAUCAUUUACCUAGCUAUAUGAAAACAAAAUAUUACAACACAUUAAAUAGUUUGUAUAAAAAAAAAAUGAAUACUAACAUUAUAAAUAAAGAUAUGUUAAAAAAAAUGAAAAAAAGUAUUAUUAAAGAAAACAAUUAUUCUACAUUCUAUGUUUUAGAUAAAGAUCUAAUGAACAUAUUUUAUGAAAACGAUAAAAAUAAUAAAACUAAUGAAGAACCUAAUGAAGAACCUAAAGAAGGAUCUAAAGAUGAAUCAACUAUUACUAUACCAGAAAAUAAUAACAUAUAUGACGACCAAAAUAAUAAAAGAAAAAAAAUUACAAUACAACAUACAUGUGAUGAAUGUAAUAAAAAUAAAAAACCAUGUUUAGAUUAUUUUCUUUCUUCAAAAGCUUGUAAAAAAAAAUGUACUAAUUGUCAUGAUGAUAUACAUAAAAAUAAAUUUUCAAAUUUAUAUUUUUUAACAUAUAUGCAUAAUAAUAAUAUUUGUAAUGUUUGUCCUCAAAUAAAUGAAGAGCGAUGUACUUGUGAUCAAACAACUACUUAUUGUCAUGACACUGAUCAUAUAGCAUUUGAUAUCAAAUUUAAAAAUUCUAUUGAUGUCGCUUCACAAUAUUUACAAACACAGUUCAUAUAUAAAAAAGAAAAAGAAAUCAAUGAAACAGCCAAUGAUGACGAAAAUCCAUCAAAUCCAGACCAUGAAUCUAACGAACCUGCUAAUGCAUCUAAUGUAGAUGCACAAGAUGAUGAUAACACCCUAGAAAAGGAUGACCCAACAACAUAG